Messenger RNA from Delphinapterus leucas (beluga whale), 1431 nucleotides. The record is from RefSeq and is a predicted model, not a curated record. NCBI's taxonomy places the organism in Eukaryota, Metazoa, Chordata, Mammalia, Artiodactyla, Monodontidae.
UUGAGGAUGAAGAGAUGCCUUCUGAACAGAGUGUAUCUGCAGAAGGAGUGUCACAGAUGAGGACCCCCAGGGCAGGUUCAUCUCCUGAGAGGGCCCAGCCGUGUAAGAUGUGCAUCCCUGUUUUGAGAGACAUUUUGCACUUGGCUGAAGAGCAAGGAACAAAUAGGGAGCAGAAAGCAUACAGAUGUGGGGCAUGUGGGAAAGAGUUCUGUUUCAGUGCAAACCUUCAAGAGCACCAGAAGCAGCACAUUAGAGAGAAACCCUUCAGCUGUGAUAUGGGGAGACCCGCAUUUUUCAAAAGCUGCAGAAUCCAUGUAAUGGAGAAUCUCUCUACCUACAUGGAGAUUGGGAACAACUACGUGGCCAACAUGGAACUUCAGCCACAGACCACUAAUACCAGGAAGAAACUGAACAACAGUAAGGAGUGUGAAGCUGUUUUUCACAGUGGAAAAGGUCAUCACAGCUGGGGAGAAGGCAAGAAAGCCUCCAGAUACACAGAAAUACUUAUUCAGGAUGAGAGAGUCCUCACUACUGAAGGGUUUUGUGAGUUCAGAGAAUCCGGGAAAGCCUUCACCCAAAGAACUAACCUUAUUCAGCAUGAGCAAAGAGUUAACUGUGGAGGAACGCGCUAUGACUGUAGUGAAUGUGGGAAAUCCUUUAGCCUAAGGAAGUACCUCAGAGCACAUAGGAAAAUCCACAGUGGAGAAAAGCCUUAUGAAUGCAAGGAAUGUGCUAAAUCUUUCAUCCAAAAUGAAUGUGGGAGAUUCUUUACCCGAAAUGAAAAACUCAGUGCCCAUAUGAAUGUUCACACUGGAGAAAAGCCUUAUGAGUGCAAUAAAUGUGGGAAAUCGUUUACGAGUAGGUCGAACCUUUGUAAUCAUUGGAGAGCUCACAGUGGAGUGAGGCCAUUUGAGUGCAGUGAAUGUGGGAAAUUCUUUAGCCAAAAGGCAUACCUCAAUGCCCAUAAGAAAUUUCACACUGGAGAACAGGUUUAUGAGUGCAACAAAUGUGAGAAAUCUUUAACUCCUAGGCUGAACCUCAAGUGUCAUCAGAGAGUUCAUACUAGAGAAAGGCCUUAUGAGUGCAGUGAAUGUGGGAAAUCUUUUGUUGCUAGGAGUGGCCUCCAGUAUCAUCAGAGAGUUCACAAUGGAGAAAGGCCUUAUGAAUGCAGUGAAUGUGGGAAAUCUUUUACUGCUAGCUCUAGCCUUCUUCGUCAUCAGAGAGUUCACAGUGGAGAAAGGCCAUAUGAAUGCAGUGAAUGUGGGCAGUCAUUUACUAGUCGAUCCUCUCUCUAUGAUCAUCACAGAGUUCACACUGGAGAAAGGCCUUAUAGGUGCACUGAAUGUGGGAAAGCCUUUAAGAAAAGACAGCUCCUCCGCAUCCAUAGGAAAAUCCACACUGGAGAAAAGCCUUUUCAGUGCAAGGAAUGUG